CUCCUCUCUACCCGCCGCCUUGGGCUCCAGUCUUCUCCCCUCUCGUCGUCAUUCUCCUCUCCUCUCCUCCAUGGCAAUGGCUCCAAGUGAUUAGUCAGGAGGAGGAAACAAGAAUCGACGGCCGUAGGGGGGGAUGGAGAUCCAGGAGGCCGCGGGCGCCGGGGAGGAUGGGUUGGAAAUGGAGGCUCCGAGCGUGAGCACAGUGGCGAUUGCGGUGAACGGGAGCAAGAGCAGCAGGCACGCCCUCAAGUGGGCGCUCGACAAGUUCGUGCCCGAGGGGAGGGUCCUCUUCCGGAUCUUGCAUGUCCGCCCGAUCAUCAAGAUGGUGCCCACUCCAAUGGGAAAUUUCAUUCCAAUCACACAAGUGCGAGAAGACGUAGCAACUGCAUACAGGAAAGAUGUGGAAUGGCAAGCGAACAAUAUGCUACUUCCUUACAAGAAGAUGUGUGCUCAGAGAAAGGUAGAGGCUGAAGCUGUUCUACUCGAAUCUGAUGAUGUUCCUACAGCUUUAAGCGAAGAAAUCAACAAAUUCAACGUCUCUAAGUUAGUUUUAGGUUCUUCUAGCAGCAUAUUCCGAAGGAAACACAAAGGAAGUAAGACUGCAUCGAGAAUCUGUGAGUGCAUUCCAAGCUUCUGCACAGCAUACGUUGUCUCAAAAGGAAAACUAUCAUCUGUUCACUCAGCUACAUCUGAUAAUGUUGAAGCACCUGAAUCCAUAUCUUCUUCAACUGUUUCAUCCCCUAGCUCUAGAAGCCUUGCAUCCAGUGUACCCUCAGAAUGGGGAGACACGUAUGGGUCAGCAAAUGUGACAUUCCACCAGUCAUCUCUGUCAUCUCAGCGUGACCAAGCACUGGCAAACAUGAACAAAUUAUAUAACAGGACAGGUAGCCCUUCAGGCAGUGGUAGGACUGAAAUCUCCUACCAUGAUGAUACAGUCCUGACAAGUUCGCACUCGGUGAAUUCAGAAGCACAGUUCAGUAGUAGCAGCAGUGGGAAGUCUAUCUAUAAGAGCUUCAAUAGAGAUCAUUCAUUUGAUAACUCUGACCAGGCAUCUGUUUCGGACAUCGCAACAAAUCUGAAACAUUCUCAUGACCAGGAGUAUCUAAAGCUUGAGAUUGACAGGCUGAGGGUUAAACUACGGCAUCUUCAGAAGCUUAAUGAGAUAGCUCAGAAUGAAUCAUUUGAUGCCAGUCAGAAAUUACAUAAGUUGGGCAUCCAGGACAUUGAGGAUGAAAUUAAGCUUAAAGAGAGUGAACUGACAGAAGAAAAGGUAAGGAGAUUGAUAAGGAAAAAAGAGAGAGAACAACAGGAAGUUGCCAGAAGAGAGGAUCAAUUCAAAAGUGAUAGUGCUGAAAGGGAAGCAAAACAGAAUAAUGAUAUUCAGGAAGGUGAUGAGAAUAAGACAGAAGAGAGGAUUUUUGGGCGGUGUUUUGAUGAGUAUAAUAGGUAUACCUGGGAGGAGAUACAAGCAUCGACUUCAUCAUUCUCUGUUGAUCUUAUGAUUGGCAAGGGAUCAUAUGGCACAGUCUACAAGGCUAAGUUUCAUCAUACAGUUGCAGCAGUAAAAGUUUUGAACUCCCCGGAAGGCUGUGGAACUCAGCAAUUACAACAGGAGCUUGAGGUCCUAGGUAAAAUCCGGCACCCUCACUUGCUCCUGAUGCUAGGUGCAUGCCCUGAACAUGGUUGCUUGGUCUAUGAAUACAUGGAAAAUGGUAGUUUGGAUGACAUGCUACAACGGAGAAAUAAUACGCCGUCCUUGACCUGGUUCGACCGUUUAAGAAUUGCUUGGGAGGUUGCCACUGCUCUUAUGUUCCUUCACAGUUCCAAACCAGAGCCUAUCAUACACCGGGAUCUGAAGCCUGCAAACAUACUACUUGACAGGAACUUGGUUAGCAAGAUAGGUGAUGUAGGCUUAUCAACUUUGCUUCCUAGUAUGGAUCAAUACCUGUCCACAAUGAUCAAGAACACUGCCCCAGUGGGCACUUUCUGUUACAUAGAUCCAGAGUACCAGAGAACUGGUGUGGUCUCCAUGAAGUCCGAUGUGUACGCGCUAGGGAUAGUGAUAUUGCAAUUGCUGACAGCGAAGUCACCAAUGGGAAUUGCUCAUGUUGUGGAGACUGCACUAGAAGAGGGACACUUUUUGGACAUUCUGGAUGCAUCUGCUGGGCAGUGGCCUCAGAAAGAGGCACAGGAAUUGGCUGUCCUAGCCCUCAAGUGUGCUGAAAUGAGGCGCAGAGACCGUCCCGACUUGAGUGAUCAUGUUCUUCCGGCACUGGAGAGACUGAAGGAUGUUGCAGCCAAGGCCAGAGAAAUGGCUCUUCAUGGCCAGACACCACCUCCAAGUCACUUCAUUUGCCCCAUACUUCAGGAAGUGAUGGUUGAUCCAUACGUUGCAUCAGAUGGUUACACAUAUGACCGUAAGGCAAUCGAGCUGUGGCUUAGUAUGAAUGACAAGUCCCCUAUGACAAAUCUGCGAUUGCCCCACAAGAACCUGAUACCCAAUCACUCCCUUCGUUCUGCAAUCAUGGACUGGAGAUCAAAGGGCUAGCAGCUGAUGCACAUUCUGGGUUGCAUCCUCCACAAUGUUGGCAAUCUUGCAGUUGAUGAAUUCUUUUCUUUUCAAAAUGUAAAGUUUUGGCAGAUCUAGUGUAGAAGUAGUAUUCAUGUUUGCUCAAAAAAGAAAAAAAAAGAUAAGUGGUGUUCAUAAAGAGGUUCAAGUUGUGCAGCUUUAUCAAAAUAUAGAAAUUAUUUCCUAGCUCAUAGGCAGGCAUUCCACUUCACUGUCCUAGUGAAGGUAACAAUUAUUUUUUUCCCCUUUGCCAUUUGUAAUAAUGUGUUGUAAGCUUGUAAUUAGUGAUCUCUCAACAUUUGACCUGAAUGUAGGACAACUUAAUGAAAAACUAAUAUGAAGCUUGCAGAGAGUUGUUCUA
Messenger RNA from Oryza brachyantha (malo sina), 2930 nucleotides. Its product is annotated as U-box domain-containing protein 35. Gene Ontology annotation, molecular function: ubiquitin-protein transferase activity; protein kinase activity; ATP binding. The record is from RefSeq and is a predicted model, not a curated record. Lineage: Eukaryota; Viridiplantae; Streptophyta; Magnoliopsida; Poales; Poaceae. Gene Ontology annotation, biological process: protein phosphorylation; protein ubiquitination. Bases 134 to 2548 code for a protein of 804 amino acids. The transcript has 10 exons.